AUGAGUACAAAUCCACUUCGCGACCUUGCUGCUGUUGCAAGAGAUAUUAGAACAGUUGGCAUCGGAAGCAUCCCAAUCAAUAUAGAACGCGCUUGCUUGAUUAUGAUCAAUCAAUACGCCUAUCAUAAUACUGCAUCAAUUCAAAGUGCCAUUCGUGUUGCAAAAUUCGCUCGCUGGGCUACAUGCGAAGUUUACUAUCUUGUUGAUCCAAAUGUUAAUGAAGCAACUGAAGCUUUAACACACUUCUCAACAUCAGUUCGCAAAUUCUCCUUCAUUUACUUUUCUGGAAAUCCAAUAUCUCAAGACACAAUCGAUGCAAAGGCUGUAAUUAAAUGUUCGAAUGGUACAAUUGGCCCCAACUUGAUCUAUUCUACAAUAGAUCAGAAGCCUGGCGAUCUUAAGUUAGUUAUAUGCGUAGAUGGAAUCAAUAAUCCAGAAUUAUGGGAUCCAAAGGAUCAGGAUCUUACAAUGGAACACGUUGCAUUUUUUGCUCCAUACCCAGAUCCAGAACAAGCUCAUCUUCAACAGCUUGACUUACAAAAUGAAACUAUCUUUAUCAAUGAGUUCUGGAAUGCAAUUAAGACAGCACCAAGCUCAACACUCAAAGAUAUCUAUAAUCAUAUUGCUCCAGAGCUUAAUGUUUUUGGCCAAAAGAUCCUUGCAUCAACAUAUCCACCAGAGGACUAUUCUAAGACACCAUUAGUCUUAUAA
Trichomonas vaginalis G3 is the source of this 711-nucleotide messenger RNA. RefSeq lists its product as uncharacterized. NCBI's taxonomy places the organism in Eukaryota, Parabasalia, Trichomonadida, Trichomonadidae. Bases 1 to 711 code for a protein of 236 amino acids. The record is from RefSeq and is a predicted model, not a curated record. The transcript has a single exon.